CUGUGGAAUCUGAUCAGCCCUCUCUCCCUUCUUUUCUCAAUUCUUAAACUCCCAACAAAGGAUAUCAGCAGAAAUACCAAGGUACUUUUGCUCGCUGUGCUUUAUUUCUUAAGUAUUAUGGCAGGGCUUGAUGGUCAAGCUAAAUUUGUUGAGGGUAGUGACUUCGUGGCCAUCUUAUCAUCUCAAGGGAUAGAUUAUCUUUUAUCUGGUGAAGGAAAGGUGCCCUUGUCAUCAUGUGAUUGUAAGGUACUUUGCCUCUUCUUCUCGGCAAACUGGUGCAGGCCAUGUAAAGCAUUUGCUCCCCAGCUUGUGAAAAUUUAUAAUAGCCUAAGAGGUACUGGUAAAAAACUAGAGAUUGUCUUCAUCUCCUUCGAUCGCGAUGAGGAUGGAUUCAAGGAACACUUCAAGUGUAUGCCAUGGCUUGCUGUCCCAUUUGAAGUAAACUUGCAUAGACAUUUGAGUGACAUCUAUCAUGUUAAUCGCAUUCCAUCAUGUAUCUCGUUGGGUUCAGAUGGAAUAUCAGUUGAAGAAGAUAUGAUUGGAUUGAUUGAAGACUUUGGUGCUGAAGCAUUUCCCUUCACCAGGGAAAGAUUUGACGUACUGAGGUCUAUCGAUGAUGCAAAGCGUCAGGGAGGAAAAUUACAGCAACUUCUGGCACAUGAAGGACGAAACUAUGUUUUGUCAGGAGAUACUAGAAAGAUAUUUGUAUCUGAACUUGCUGGCAAGACAAUAGGCCUUUACUUUGGCGCACACUGGUGCCCUCCAAGCCGUGCCUUCACCACGCAACUUAUCCAAAAUUACAACGAGAUCAUAACCACCAAUGAUGGAUGCUUUGAAAUUAUCUUAGUCUCCACAGACCGAGACCUUAAAGAAUUUAAUACCAACCUAAGUAACAUGCCAUGGCUUGCUAUUCCAUACGAGGACAGGACACGGCAAGACCUUUGCAGGAUCUUUAACAUUAAAGGGAUUCCAGCUUUGGUCAUUAUUGGACAAGAUGGGAAGAUCAUUAGCACAGAUGGGAAAGCCAUGAUUUCCUUAUAUGGUGCCAAGGCCUUCCCAUUUACAGAGUCAAGGAUUACAGAGAUCGAAGCAACUUUGAAGGAGGAAGGAGAUGCAUUACCUCGGCAAGUAAAAGAUAUAAAGCACCAACAUGCUCUGAAGUUGGACAUGGCAAAAGCAUAUGUAUGUGACUGCUGCAACGGCCAAGGCAAGUUCUGGGCAUUCUCUUGUGAUGUGUGUGAUUAUGACCUUCAUCCAGCAUGUGUAGAAGAGGCAUGCUCAGACUGUUUAAUGAAAGUUGGCGAUAUUAAUAUAACAGCCUAAAUGUAAUUCUUGAAAGACUUGAAUGAAGAAUAAAUUACCUUACUUUCCAAGAAAAUUACUUGAAUGAAGAAUAAAUUACCUUACUUUCCAAGAAAUUUUUUUUACUUGUCUAUUUAUUUAAUGUAACAAACUGAUUUUGUGCAA
Populus euphratica (Euphrates poplar) is the source of this 1467-nucleotide messenger RNA. Its product is annotated as protein kinase C-like zinc finger protein. Gene Ontology annotation, molecular function: thioredoxin-disulfide reductase (NADPH) activity. The transcript has 4 exons. The coding region runs from base 118 to 1323 and encodes 401 amino acids. Lineage: Eukaryota; Viridiplantae; Streptophyta; Magnoliopsida; Malpighiales; Salicaceae. The record is from RefSeq and is a predicted model, not a curated record.